AUGGCUGUUUUCUUUGUGGUUCUUGUGGUAGUUGUCUUUUUGUUCUGUAUCUCCUCUGCUUUGUUGAGGUGGAAUGAGGUAAGAUAUAGGAAGAAAGGGUUGCCUCCAGGUACUAUGGGAUGGCCAGUCUUUGGAGAGACCACUGAGUUUCUAAAGCAAGGUCCAAACUUCAUGAAAAAUCAGAGAGCAAGAUAUGGGAGUGUUUUCAAAUCCCACAUUCUGGGUUGUCCUACCAUCGUUUCCAUGGAUCCAGAGCUCAAUAAAUACAUACUAAUGAAUGAGGCAAAAGGCCUUGUUCCUGGUUACCCUCAGUCCAUGCUGGAUAUCUUAGGCAAUUGCAACAUCGCAGCAGUUCAUGGCUCCACUCACAAGUACAUGAGAGGGGCAUUGUUAUCCCUCAUUAGCCCCCCCAUGAUCAGAGAACAACUUUUGCCAACAAUAGAUGAGUUCAUGAGAACCCACCUCAGCAAUUGGGAUACCAAAAUCAUUGACAUUCAACAAAUGACUAAAGAGAUGGCGCUUCUCUCUGCACUUAAACAAAUUGCCGGCGUUCAUUCUAGCUCAAUAUCUCCAGCAUUCAUGCCUGAGUUUUUCAAGCUGGUUUUAGGCACCUUGUCAUUGCCAAUUGACCUUCCUGGCACCAAUUAUCGCCGCGGAGUCCGGGCAAGAAAAAAUAUCAUAAGCAUGUUAAGGCAGCUAAUAGAAGAGAGGAGGGCAUCAAAACCAUCCCACCAGGACAUGCUUGGUCGACUCAUGAGAACUGAAGAAAAUAAAUACAAAUUAACAGAUGAAGAAAUAAUUGAUCAAAUAAUCACAAUUUUGUACUCUGGCUACGAAACGGUUUCAACUACUUCGAUGAUGGCUGUCAAGUAUUUGCAUGAUCACCCAAAAGUUCUUCAGGAACUCAGAAAAGAGCAUUUGGCAAUUAGAGAAAAGAGAAGGCCUGAGGAUCCGGUUGAUUUAAAUGAUCUUAAAUCGAUGCGUUUUACUCGCGCCGUGAUUUUUGAGACCUCAAGAUUGGCUACAAUAGUAAACGGGGUUUUGAGGAAGACUACUAAAGAAAUGGAACUAAAUGGAUUUGUAAUUCCAGAAGGAUGGAGAAUCUAUGUUUACACACGAGAGAUAAACUACGAUCCAUAUUUAUAUCCUGACCCACUAUCCUUCAACCCAUGGAGAUGGCUGGACAAAAGUUUGGAGUCUCAAAACUAUCUUUUCAUUUUUGGAGGAGGUACUAGGCAGUGUCCAGGAAAGGAGCUAGGAAUAGCUGAAAUUUCAACUUUCCUUCAUUAUUUUGUAACUAGAUACAGAUGGGAAGAGGUUGGAGGAGACACGCUAAUGAAAUUUCCAAGAGUUGAAGCACCAAAUGGGCUACGCAUUAGGGUCUCAUCUCACUAA
Molecule: messenger RNA, 1395 nt
Organism: Dovyalis caffra
Lineage: Eukaryota; Viridiplantae; Streptophyta; Magnoliopsida; Malpighiales; Salicaceae
Source: the annotation of a GenBank genome assembly